Molecule: messenger RNA, 1858 nt
Organism: Emericellopsis atlantica
Lineage: Eukaryota; Fungi; Ascomycota; Sordariomycetes; Hypocreales; Bionectriaceae
Product: phosphotransferase enzyme family protein
Exons: 1
Coding region: 124-1482 (452 amino acids)
Source: RefSeq, a predicted model, not a curated record
GAUUGCUCGUUCGUCUCCCAAUAACUUCCAUUCCCUGGGACUGCUUAGUUUCCAUCGCACGCCCAACCGCAGUUCAUACUACCCGGGAAUUUCAUUCUAUUCAUAUCUGCUGUUUCACUCACUAUGGAGUGGGACGAGCUGGCCGAGGAAGAGUCCCAAAAGUUGUUCGCUGGCUGGGUUAAGCUCUUGAUGCGCCAGUCUCCAGAACUACCGUUGAAACUCGCCGGUCGCCACUGUCCGGGUAAGCAUCCAGUCGAGGCAUCCAGAUACACCACCGGCUCCUACAAUAUCGUCUGUACCGUUACCUUUGAUGAUGGCUCCAAAGCGGUCGUCCGGUUCCCCAUUUUUGGCCGAAGCCGAUUGCGCAAAGAGAAAACAAACGAUGAGCUGAUCGCCAUGGAUUGGGUUUCCCGGCACACAGUACUCCCUAUACCCAGAGUCCUAGGGAGCGGCUUGUGGGCCUGCGGUCCAUACACGGUCAUAUCCUUUGUCGAGGGGACUUUACUUUCAACGCACGUGCGAGAUCCCUCCGUACAAUCCCCCAGCUUGGAUCCCAACGUCUCGACUGUGGAGCUGGAAAGGGCCUAUCGAUCAAUGGCCACGGUCGUCCUCGAGCUCUCUAAGCUCGAGUUCCCCAUUAUCGGUGCCAUUGGUUUUGAUUCAGGGACAUGGAGAGUUGCCAAACGUCCGUUGACUUUGAAUAUGAACGAGCUUGUUCGGGUGGGCAACCUACCACCAGGCAUUUUUACCGAGGAGUCUUUUCAAAAUGCCUCAGACUACUUCCAGGAGCUGGCAUCACAUCAACUUCUUCAUCUCAGAUACCAGCGGAACAAUGCCGUCAAGGACGAGCAAGACUGCAGGAAGAAGUACAUUGCGCGCUGCCUCUUCCGAAGGAUCGCUCGAGAAAUGCCGACAAAACCGCGGCCAUUUCACCUCUACUGCGACGACUUGCGCCCGUCCAAUGUUCUUGUCAACGACACGGGGUCGGAUUUUGAGGUCACGGGAGUCAUUGACUGGGAAUUCACAUAUGUCGCGCCCGUCGAAUUUACACAUGUUGCGCCGUGGUGGCUUCUCUUUGAGAGCCCAGAGGCCUGGGAGUCCGAUCUGAGGCAGUUUCUUGCGCGGUUUAAGCCACGCCUAGAGCUAUUUCUCAAGUGUUUAAGAGCCAUAGAGGACGACCAGCUGCAGCAGGGAACUCUCAGGGGGUCCCAGCGUCUAUCCGAGCAUAUGGCACCGUCUAUGGAUAAUGGGCGCUUCUGGUUCUGCCUUGCCGCACGGAAGAGCUUCAUGUUCGACGACAUAUAUUGGCAGAUGAUUGAUGAGCAGUACUUUGGCAAGUUUACGACGCUUGAAAGCAGACUUGCUCUUUUAACCCAAGAAGAGCGGGAUGGGUUAGAUGGGUUUGUCCAGGAGAAGCUGAAGCAGGCGGCAGAGAAGACACUGGAUGAGCAUCUGACAUUUGACGAGGUCUUGGAACUUUGAUGGAAAUUCUGCACGCGAAUCCCUGAUAUUCUGACGCCAGACGUGACGGAACAUUAACUCGUUGCUUUAACUCAUUCUGUGACUCCAGCCAAGUCGUGAUGACGCUCGAGCAGUACGCUCAGGCCUCGGACGUCACCUCGGAGCUGUAUUCUAUACUAUGGCCAUCUAACUUAGCGUUUCCCACUUGCUCUUCAAUGCUGCAGGAUGGAUGAACGGCGAUAAUAUAGUUGCCCACGGCGUUCCUUUGCACUGGAAGGCUGCAUAAUCUCGGAGAGCCGGACGACGCUCAGGCUGACCUCGGGAUAGAUGCGGUAGUAGACGAGGAACCAGUACUGCUCCCGUGAGUUCUCGCCACCGAAUUCGUACGUGUAGAUGU